AUUUUUGUUUUUUUUUUUUUAAUGCAGAGAUAUUAUAGUCAAGUGUAGUUACUUGGCAAAGUAGAAGUAUUUGUCUUUGGCUAGUAAGGUACUGUUCAGACUGCUACCUUGUUGUUUAGAUUAGUAUUAAAAUACUGUAAUACUACUGGUAGAGUUGCAUUUGUGAUCUUCGUGGAAAAGCUGAAUGUAGUUGGGUGCUAUAUGGAAUGCAGGUGUUGUAGACAUGAAGGGAACCUUUAGUGUUGUAUAGAACUCAAGUUUGCUGUAUCAUUGCAGAGGUGCUAUCUAAAUGAACUGUAAAUGCAGCAAUAAACUGAUGGAUAAAAUGCCCAAGCAAGGGUUGAAUGACCUUUUUAGAAUUGAGUUUGGGGCAUCAACUGCUACAAGUUUUGAUACUAACUUGCCUUUGUUCUGUGCAUGCAGAAGUACCUCCAUGAAACUAAAAGUAGCUUAAGAUAAAUUUGUCUUUUAGGUAGCCAACAUAGUGGAAAGAUCAAGACUCUUGGGUGCUAGAGUAGCUCAGGUUUAAUUUUACUGUAAUGCCUUCAUACUGAAUUUGCUGGUUAAGAAUGGGAUGCAUACCAACAAAAGAUUGACUUUAGUUAUGCAUGAAAACAGUGCAAUCCAAAGCUUGAAUAAUGUGCAAAAUGCAAGAGAAAUAAAUAAGCACUAAACAAGUAUGGAUAAUAAACUCUAUGGUAAUCAGGGAGUUAAACUGGCAUCUUCAGGAAAUAAGCUUAGAAUGAUGAAAUUUCAGUGACCUUUGUGAUGGGGUGUUGCUGGUCUAAUUGAUACAGAAUGUUAGAUGAGUAACAUAGAGUCUUGCUCCAGAACAGUUUGUGGAAGUACCAACUGAAUAAUGUUGCACAUGAUACAGAAGUACACAUACUUAUGGAUUGAAGAUGAACUAUAUGAAAAAUUGAAUAUGUAUUAUUUCUCAUUUUGAUUAAUGCUUUCCAUUUCAGAAAGAUUGCUGGUUAAGAAAACUUGAGAUACAUGGAUGUUGCAUUACUAUACCACCUUUGUAGACUAAUGUUUCUUUUUUUAUGAGAUAGACAUGCCUCAAGAAAUGUCUGCUUCCUGUCUUCGAUAGCCUCAAUGUAUCAGUUAAAGGACUGAGAUGGAGGAAGUGUUUCCAGUGGAGCCUAACAUACUGAACCACAUAUCCUUUUGGCUGAUCUGAGCAUGGUGACAUCCUGUCAGCUCUUUUGUUACCUUCAGUGGGCCAUAGGGUUGGUGCACAUAACCUGUUAUCAUAGAAGGACUGAUCAUAAAGCUUUAACCGGAGACUAUACAAAUUCCCAGUCGACUUCACUUUAAAAAGAAGAUUUUACAGCUUAAUUUCACUCCUUGGAUUUCAAUAGUGUCAGAUUGUUUACUCUGAUUUACUCCAUUCUGUCUAGGUUCCUGUUCCACACCUACCCCAGUGGUAUCAGAAUGUCUUCCAGACUUCUUAGGGAUAAAAACCAUUAGAAAACAAGACUAGCAUCUGUCAAAUGGGGUUCCCUCUCCAUUUCUUUCUGCAUAGCUUUCCUCUGGGGGGAGAAGAAGAGGAUAAUAGCAUGAAAAGUGCAAAAUGUUUCAAAUUCCUGUUCAAAAUCUUGAUAAUAUUAGGAAGGCUCGAAAAAAGGUGAAAGGCAUACUUGUGGAUCUUGGGCUUGACAGCUGCAGGGAAUUGUUGAAGAAUCUUAAAAGUUUUGACCCAGGUGAAAAACACUUUUGUAACACUUCAUGGAGUGAUGUCUCUCUUUGGGAGUCUGUGGGCAAAAGGAAGAGAUACAGAACAAAGCCGUACUGCUGUAGCUUAUGCAAGUUCUCAUCAAAAUUGCUUACUUCAUUCAAGAAUCAUUUGCACCGCUACCAUGAGGAUGAAAUGGACCAAGAGCUGGUGGUUCCUUGCCCAAAAUGUGCAUUUGCUUCUGAUCCAAAAAUAGUGGGAAAACAUAUCCGGAUGUUUCAUUCAUCUAAUAAAAGAAUACAGAACUACACAGUCAGCAUUUUGGAUGGCAUGAAACAAUUCAGGAGUGACAUCAUAAACUUUACAUGUCUAAAAUGCCACUUCACAGACACAUUGUAUUACAAUAUGAAGAAACAUGUGCUGAUGAACCAUUUUGAGAACUUAAUCAGUACGUAUUUUGGCCUGAAACCUGAUGGAAGUAAAGGGGAUUCUGCUGAGCUCUACUGUAAAAAAUGUGAUGCUUCUGCAAACAGUGAAGAUUCUUUAAUGUAUCAUGUCUUGACAGCUGAAAUACACAGAGACCUGGAGAACAAACUUCGGUCUGUGAUUUCAGAGCAUAUUAAGAAACCAGAAAUUGUGAAACAAAUGCAAAUUGCUCCAAAGCCUCCCCAGAGUAUGUCAGUGACCUCUCCAUCUGCACCACCUGCCACUUCCACAGCAGGUUCUGUAUCAGCUCCAUCUUGCAUCCAGCUUGCGUUUCCACAGAAUAAUCAAAACCAGAGUGUGGUGCAGCCAAAUGCCAUUCAGAACACAGUUGGAUCACUGACUGUUCCAAGUGCCUCUGGUAGCCUUCCUCAUACAACUUCUGCUCCAGUUGUUACCCCCCCACAUGUUGCUCUUGUAUCUAAUAAUCUUUUUGUAGGUCAGAAUAGCAUGAAUAUUCAGCCAUCACCUUCCCAGCCUAUCAUUGUUUCCCAUACGCUCCCCCUUAAUCAGCCUGUGGGGACUGUGGCCCCUUCAGUUCUUCCUCUUAAUCAACCUGUCACGCCUGGGCUCUUCCCUGUUAAUCAAACCAUUGGUACCAUAAAUGGUCCGCUUGCAACUGGAGCGCUGCCUGUUACUCAGCCUGUCAGCCCUGUAAAUCAGACAGUUGCACCAGGAGUUAUCUCUGUCAAUCAGUCGUUUGGGAAUGUGAAUAGACCCAUUAGUCCCAGGGUCCUUCCUGUGGCACAGACAGUUGCUUCAGGUGUUCUCCAGCUUAACCAGCCUGUUGCUUCUGGGCUUGUUCCUGUCGGGCAGGAUGUCAGACCUGGCUUUUUUCAACUUAAUCAACCUGUUGCCCCAGCAGUUAUCCCAGUAAAUCAUCCAGUUCAUCCAGCAGUUUCUCAGAAUACAGCUUUUUUGACUUCAGGUUCUAUAGUUCGGCAGUUGAUUCCAACUGGUAAGCAGGUUAAUGGGAUACCUACAUACACACUUUCCCCAGUUUCAGUUACUUUGCCUGUACCUCCUGGUGGGGGAGUAGCAACUGUUACACCACCACAAGUGCCCCUCCACCUAAUGCAGGCUGGGACAAUAACUCAGUUUUCCCAGUCACCGGCUAGUGUACCCUCUCCUCCAGUGGUAUUAACGUCUCAGAAUAUAUCAUUACAAGCCUCCCUUCUUGGUCUUGGAACAAGUCAGGAUACCAAACAGGCUAAGCAGUGGAAGACUUGCCCUGUUUGCAGUGAACUUUUCCCAUCAAAUGUCUACCAGGUGCACAUGGAGGUGGCCCACAAACAGUGUGAACUAAAAGUGGACACAACCCCAGCACCUGAAAAACUUGCAGCUUGCGCACCCUUUCUGAGAUGGAUGACAGAAAAGACGGUCCGAUGUUUCUCUUGUAAGUCUUUUCUGUGUGAGGGAGAGCUCAUGAAGCAUCUCUUGAUGCAUGGUUUAGCUUGCUUGUUUUGCACAGUUACUUUCCAUGACUUAAAAAGCCUUGUAGAGCACAAUAAGACAACACACAAUGGGAAAAAGCAGUUACAUGCAGAUUAUAGCAACAGAGGAUUUCAACUAGGUAAUGAUGCUCAGGGUGACCUUGUAUUUCCUCACUUUGAUUUCAGUACAGUGUUACCAAAAGAAGACAUUGGUGAAAGAGAAGUACAUUUGGCUGUGCUUGCUGGACUAAAUUCAAGGACACUUGUCCCAGUUUACAUCAAAGUAACAGCUCAGACAGCAGAAACGCAGGGCAGAUGCAUGAGAAAAAUGUUAACCUGUCCCUUUUGCUAUGGUACGUUUGCUGGUAAAGAAACCUAUGAAAGGCAUUUGAAAGAGCGGCAUCAUAUAAUGCCAACUGUACAUACUAUUUUAAAGACUCCUGCUUUCAAGUGCAUCCACUGUUGUGGUGUGUACACUGGAAACAUGACCCUAGCAGCUAUCGCUGUACAUUUGCUCCGUUGUAGAAGUGCUCCCAAAGACAGCAACUCAAGUGUGAAGAUGCAGCUUGAGCGUACUGAGAAGAAAGAGCUACUGCUUGUAAAUGGUGAAAAGCAUGAUUCUAUGACGCUGAAAAGAAAACAAUUCGAUUCCUGCUUUGUUGCAGAAGACCAAAGGAAUAAGGAACAGCAGUCUCUGAGCUUAAGUACUGGCAUAGCUCUGUCUCCAGAAAAAGAAGUGAAUUCAGGGGUAGUGCCUUUUAAAAGACAGAAGAUUAGUAACAGGACUGAUAUGAAGAAGCUUCCUUCUAGUGAGGAUCUUCGUCUUCUAGCAGUAGAUCCUACACAGAGUGAUCACAGUUCGUAUGAGGCUCAAAAGCAGUUUUUGACAGACUACUUUAACAAGAGGCCAUAUCCUUCUAAGAAAGAGAUGGAGUUACUUUCCUCACUGCUGUGUGCAUGGAAAAUUGAUGUUGCAUCAUUCUUUGGAAAAAAGAGGAAUAUAUGCUUAAAGGCGAUGAAUAAUCACAAACCAUCUGUGCUGCUGGGUUUCAGUAUGUCUGAACUAAAAAAUCUUAAGCACAGUUUGAAUCUAAAAGACACGAAGCAUUAGAUAUGUAAACAAGCUUUUAUAACAGCUAAAAGGAACCCAUAAUUGCAUCCUUAUUGAUUUAGCCAUUUAUUGUAUUAUUUGUUUUGACUUUCAGACUGGCCUGUUAAAGGGUGCAGUAGUACAGUCUUGUUCAGUUGUGACUUACUGUGAAAGGCACACGUAGUUGUGUAUUUGAAAAGCUAAAACCUUCAGACUUGCACAUCUGGAAUUUGUUUUAGCUUUGUACUUUUUCUGGAGUAGUUUUUUUAUUUUCUUUUCUCCUGUUUCCUUUUUUCCCCUCCAGGCUCUCAUUACACUUUUUAUACUGCCAUGUAAAACAUUUGUCCUGUUGAAAACAAAUUUUAUUUUAUUUUUCUGCAAUGUUCUUGUCUUUUCUAAACAAUAAAAUGUACAAUGUUGGUUAAAAUACUGAGGUAAACUACGUGAAAAAAACAUAUAUUUGAUUAUUUGUGAGUUUAACUCCUAAUUUUUUUAACCAAUUUUUGUUUUAUCUACUGAAGAAGUGAUUGUAACCUUUACGUCCAUUGCCUUUUCAAAUUCUUGAUGCACUGGUAGCAAUAAAAUAGAUGGCAAUCUUCUUUUUUCCUCAGCCAAAAUACCUGUGCCAGGUAAAUCUGGUGACUUGUAUUAUCUAACUAGUACUGAUUUGGUGGGGAUUGAGUGACUUGGUGGUGCCCUUUGAAGUGUUACUAUUAACUGACUUGAAAUGGUUGUGUGUUAUCUGUUAAAUCUUGCUAACCAGAUGUGGUUUUCUAUUGGUGUUGAAGCCUAGUUGUUUAAAUACCUGUUCAAAGUUUGUGCAGUUAUAGUAGUGGCAUUUGGUUUAUUUUCUUUUUCAAAAAGCAAAACCGCAUUGGUGGGAGUCAUUGCUCUUAAUACAUGGAAUGGAUGGCUUUUGUACACAUCACUUACCUAUAGAAGCCCUAUCCAAAUAUCACCAAAGUUUGGUGAAAAAUGUGAUUUUUGUUUUAAAUAGCUGGUGCAUGAGGUUAGUAGGGGGAGGCACUGCCCUGAGCAGUGCCUCCUCCCACAAGAAAUUAGACCUCAAAAGGUGAAAAUUGUACAAACUGCAACUGGAUAAUUGGUAGCAUCAAAACUUUAAACUGUUGAGUACCUGAACCGACGUUACGUAGUGAUUGUUCUUUAUUGUCCUCUAGAGAGCGUAAGAAUAGUAUAAAAUCCAAAUAGAAUAGCUUGUUCAAUGUAAGUUACCAUCCCUAUUACAGAUUAUGGAAGAGCUGUUGGGAAGGUUCACUUUAGUUGAAGAAUAAGCUAUAGUACUGGUGGCCACAUUGAGACUUUGUUUGGUACUGUUCGUUCUUUCUGGGUGUGCUUGGUUUUAUCUUGCUUGUCAGACAGUGCCUCCAGUAUUCAUUAUUGGCCAGUUAUAUAAUAACUUAAAAUAUGCAUUAAUUUUUCCCUACUGUUCAUCCCCUUCUCUCCACCCAUCUUUCCCAGAAGUAAAAAAACAAAUGGAGCAGGCUCUCCCGUCAGUUCACUUGUGCCAGUGUUACAAGGAAAGAGUGAUGUGCAAGCUUAUUUCUAUUUUUUUAAGCAGUAAGUGUACUUUUUGCCCUGUGCAGUAGUUUUUAAAGCAGGCACAGAAUGUUUUUGGUGCAGUUUCUAAAAGGGCAUGAUAUUUUUUAGCAGAAUUUGUGGCUGCCCACCUGAGGUUCUAUAAGCUGUUUGAAAUUCUAUUUUGGAUGCAGUCUUGAUAUUUUCAUAUUGAUCACUUCAGAGAGUUUUGAUGUAUAUGUAACAUAUGGUUACUUAAACUGAGGGAAUCUGCUAUUUGGAAAAACCUAGUUAUUUAAUAGCAGUGCUGAAUAGGCAUAGACACCAUUUCUAGGAAUGUCUGCAUGUCUCACUGCAGUGAGUGACUGUGAGUAAAAAACCAGUGUGGUGAUCUAGCUUAAUAAUAGCUCAUUGAAAAUAUAUGAUAUUUGGGAGUAGCACAGUUCAUGAAUCCAUUUGAAAGACUGAGCAGGGAUGGAUGCUCUAUACAAGUUCUGAAGUCUGGGCACUCAGUUUCACUUGUAAAGCCUCAGUACUGUGAACCCUGCCACAUUUGGGUGGUUUAUGCAGGUUAUCAGUGAAACUCCGGCAGGGAGGAAUUUGGCAGUAUGCAUGAGGGGAAGGCUUGCUGUGAAUGGUUAAAGAUUGUUACCUCAAGAGCAAUGUGGCUUGGAGUAGGGAGCUGGGAAGUCAUUUCAGGGUUCAUCCAUGCUGGGAGCUCCAAGGGAAUAGUCCAGUCUUGCUAGCGUUUUCCUGCAUAGUGUCCAGUGGUGAUGUUAAGCAUUUUCUUUAUUGGACUUUGAUUUCACAGUUCGAAUAAACCAACUUCCUAACUUUCUCUUA
Melopsittacus undulatus (budgerigar) is the source of this 7063-nucleotide messenger RNA. It is a transcript of the gene ADNP2, whose product is annotated as ADNP homeobox 2. Bases 1577 to 4705 code for a protein of 1042 amino acids. Gene Ontology annotation, molecular function: DNA binding. The record is from RefSeq and is a predicted model, not a curated record. NCBI's taxonomy places the organism in Eukaryota, Metazoa, Chordata, Aves, Psittaciformes, Psittaculidae. Gene Ontology annotation, biological process: regulation of gene expression. The transcript is spliced from 4 exons. Gene Ontology annotation, cellular component: nucleus.